AGUACCAAGCGUCAAGUGUUCGAUUCUUCGAUAGUUUGCAAGUGGUAAAAAAUUAAAACAAUAUGAAGUCCGUCAGUUUCGGUAGCUUUGUGGCAGUGUGCACGUUCUUUGGUGCUCUUCUUUCCCUGGCAAAUAGUGUGUCCGCCCUUCAAUGUUACCAAUGUGCCAGUGGAGACAGUUGGAGUAAUUGUAUGUCGAGUGCUGUAACGGUGGAAUGUAGCAGCGCCAGUCAGGUAUCGGUGAUGGGCCGGAAUGUCUUUCUACCCGCGGAGGCACGCCAAAUUGAGCCGGCCUGUGUAUCGGUGUACGCCAAGGGUACGAUAGGUGGUGUUACCGGAUACGCUUACGUCCGGGAUUGCCUGUUCAACGACAAGGCUCUGUGCAGCUUGAUUCAGGAUACACUACCGUCCCAAAUCAAAAUUGUUGAUUGCGAUCUCUGCACGACGGACCUGUGUAAUGGUGCGGGCAGCAUCAGUGUAACCCUUUCCAGUGUAGUGCUGUUGGCCGUCGCAGUAUUGUUGUGGAAGUGAAAUUAACACCUAGUUCGAGGGAAAACGAACGGCUCGGUUAGCUAAUUUAUUACACCAACGAUGUUCGCACUUAAAAAGCAAUAAAUUAA
This is a messenger RNA of Anopheles moucheti, 619 nucleotides long. RefSeq lists its product as uncharacterized. Bases 63 to 530 code for a protein of 155 amino acids. NCBI's taxonomy places the organism in Eukaryota, Metazoa, Arthropoda, Insecta, Diptera, Culicidae. The transcript is spliced from 2 exons. The record is from RefSeq and is a predicted model, not a curated record.